AUGGGAUUUGUUUUGAUAUCUAUUCAUUAUGUUAAAUACUGAGGACUACAAAAGUAAUUAACAUGAAGUUUGAUGAAAUUUUAACACAAAUUGGGUCUUUUGGACCGUACCAAAAGAGAAAUUAUGUUUUGUUAAUGAUUGGUUGGAUUCUCACAGGACCAUUUAUGGGACUUUCAGUAUUUAUCAAUGGAAUCCCUGAUCACAGAUGUCAAAUUCCUGGUCUGGAGAAUGACACAUAUGAGAUUCAAGGAUCUCAACACCAACGUCUCAUUGAUACAUAUAUUCCAUUGUCAACACAUGACAACAAAAUUUAUGAACAGUGUAAUGUUUAUCAGAUUGACCAAUCACAGACAGUAUUUGAUAAUGACAGCAAUCCAAUCAAUGCUACCAAAUCUAAAUGCAGUUCAUGGGUUUACAGCAAAAAGCUGUUCGAUAAUACAUUUGUUACGAAAGAAAAUUUAGUAUGUGAUGAUAAGUACAAAGUUUCCUUGUCAAAGACAAUAUUCUUCGGAGGUGUUUUGUUGGGAUCUUUUAUGUUCGGAAUUAUUUCUGAUACUAUAGGGAGAAAGAAAACCUUACUUGUGGCAGUGAUUUUCAUGUUUGCCUCCGGGAUGUCUCUAGCCUUUUCGGUUAACUACACGAUGUUUGUGGUCCUCCGCUUUUGUACCGGGGUUUGUGCUGUAGGAAUGUUCAUGACAGUUUAUGUUAUCGGAAUGGAAUGGGUUGGACCGUCGAGAAGAACAUUUGUUGGACUGGUGAUAGCAUUAAUUGGACCAGUAGGAAGUUUAUUUUAUAUCUUGAUAUCGUACUAUGUCAGACAGUGGAACUGGAUAAUUAUUGCUUUAACCAUUCCUAUUGGUCUUUUCCUUGCUCUCUGGUGGUUCGUACCAGAAUCUCCCAGAUGGUUGAGUGGAAAAGGCAGAAAGAAGGAGGCAGCUGCUCUACUUAAACAUGCCGCUUUCAUCAACAAGACAGAAUUUUCAGAAAAAGUAAUGGAAGAAUUAGCACCAGAAAAGAAAGAAGCAGGAAAAGUGUGGCUUUUGUUUUCAGACAGAACUUUGGGUUGUCGCACUGUUGUGAUAUUCUAUAAUUGGAUGGUAGCCAGUAUGGUGUUUUAUGGUUUGUCACUGAAUACUGGAAUGCUGUAUGGAGAUUACUACAUUAAUUUUCUGCUCAGUGUUCUUAUGGAAUUCCCAGGUCAUGCAUUACCUAUUGUCAUGAUCGAUAGAAUAGGACGAAAAAAGAGUCAUAUUAUUUAUAUGACUGUUGGAGGGUUAUCUUGUCUGAGCACUAUAUUCACUGUUACUUAUGGCGGAACAGAACUGCAACCAUUGACAACAGCUUUAGCUAUGAUAGGCAAACUGUUUUCAACUGCAGCUUUUGCAACAAUAUACGUAAUUUCUGCUGAAGUAUUUCCAACAGCCAUACGCAACGCAGGAAUGGGAUCCAGCUCGUGCUGGGCACGUCUUGGUGGAAUGAUCUCACCUUUUAUAGCCGAUACCGCAGAUUUAGUUGGAGGCACUACCGGCACUGCCGUACCAUUAGUUAUAUUUGGAGGGGCUUGUUUGAUUGCUGCAGGUUUGACAUUACUUCUUCCCGAAACACUGAAUCAACAUUUACCUGAAAGUAUAGAAGACGGAAAGAAUUUUGGAAAAAAAUCAAAUAAGAAGAUUCCGGAGGAAUUUACAGUAAAGAAUGGCAAUGCCUCAAUGACAAAGUUUUAACCAGUUAUAUGCCUGAAAUUUAAAUAGUAGUGAAAUGUACAGUUUAUAGGAUACUAUUGAACUAGUUUAUGGAGUAAACAUUACUAAUUUUUAUAUUAUAAAAUACU
Mytilus californianus (California mussel) is the source of this 1831-nucleotide messenger RNA. Its product is annotated as organic cation transporter protein-like. Gene Ontology annotation, molecular function: transmembrane transporter activity. Gene Ontology annotation, cellular component: membrane. Lineage: Eukaryota; Metazoa; Mollusca; Bivalvia; Mytilida; Mytilidae. The transcript has 10 exons. Gene Ontology annotation, biological process: transmembrane transport. Bases 63 to 1724 code for a protein of 553 amino acids. The record is from RefSeq and is a predicted model, not a curated record.